This is a messenger RNA of Populus nigra (black poplar), 605 nucleotides long. RefSeq names its product large ribosomal subunit protein eL34-like. Gene Ontology annotation, molecular function: structural constituent of ribosome. Bases 94 to 456 code for a protein of 120 amino acids. NCBI's taxonomy places the organism in Eukaryota, Viridiplantae, Streptophyta, Magnoliopsida, Malpighiales, Salicaceae. The record is from RefSeq and is a predicted model, not a curated record. Gene Ontology annotation, biological process: ribosome biogenesis; translation. Gene Ontology annotation, cellular component: ribosome; cytosolic large ribosomal subunit. The transcript has 4 exons.
CUAAACUCUCUGCUUUUGGUCGCUGCCUCUGUGUCACUCGUCUGCACACUACACACUACACACGAACACAGAGACUAAAGAGCUGAUACGAAAAUGGUGCAGCGACUUACGUACCGGAAGCGCCACAGCUACGCCACGAAAUCUAACCAGCACCGCGUUGUCAAAACCCCUGGUGGGAAAUUGGUUUAUCAAACCACUAAGAAGAGGGCUAGUGGACCCAAAUGUCCAGUUACUGGAAAGAGGAUUCAAGGGAUUCCUCACUUGAGACCUGCUGAAUACAAGAGGUCUAGAUUGUCUAGGAAUCGCAGGACUGUUAACCGUGCCUAUGGCGGAGUCUUGUCUGGAAGUGCUGUUAGGGAGAGGAUUAUCCGGGCUUUCUUGGUGGAGGAGCAAAAGAUUGUGAAGAAAGUUCUGAAGAUUCAGAAGGCAAAGGAAAAACAAGCCUCAAGGAGCUAGAAGAAGAAGAAGCGGCGGAUGAUGUUUUCCGAGGUAGAGGAUGAUUCAGCAAAAUUUUGUUAUGAUUAAUGGCAUUGAAAUGUGGAAUUGAUUAUUAGCUUGUUUGAUACUUCUUUUACCUUUUGUCGAUUGGAUUUCUUUUCGAAUAA